AUGGAUCUGCUGCUCGGAACGAAUUUCGAUUAUGAACGUGCCAAAGAGUAUGCGCGUGGACUCGAAGGUGUUUCCGUCAAAUUAGCCGUCGCCUAUAUGAUCACAAUUUUCUCGAUCAAAUAUUUGAUGAAGGAUCGGAAACCGUUCGAUUUGCACACUCCGUUGAACAUUUGGAAUGGGAUUUUGUCGACAUUUUCGUUGUUGGGAUUUUUGGCAGUCUUUCCGACGUUAUGUUCGGUUAUUUAUAACCACGGAAUUUCACGUAAGUUGCUUUUUCAUUGAAAAAAAGAAAUUUAAGAAAAAAAGAGGAAUUUUUCAGACACCUAUACAAAUGUUUCCGAACUUUACACCAAUAAACUUUCCGGUUAUUGGAUCUAUCUUUGGGUUCUUUCGAAAAUUCCAGAGCUCGUUGAUACUGUUUUUAUUGUUUUGAGAAAGCGACCACUGAUUUUCAUGCAUUGGUUAGUUUGAAUUGAAAUUUGGGAAAGAAUGAUACCAAACACGCGUAUAUUAUGAGCAAUGCCUCUAAAAUUUCCCAGGUAUCACCACGCUCUCACCGGCUAUUACGCAAUCGUCUGCUAUCACGAGGACAAUGUUCAUAUGGUUUGGGUUGUCUGGAUGAACUACAUCAUCCACGCCGCAAUGUACGGAUAUUAUCUCCUAAAAUCGCUGAAAUUCAACGUUCCCCCAAUCGUCGCUCAAAUCAUCACAACAUCUCAAAUGCUUCAAUUCACCGUCGCAAUCAUCGCUCAACUCCACGUUUUCUAUUUGAAAUUCGUGGCCGGUGUUGAGGAGACAGCUGGAACAUUUAGAGGAACUUUCAUCGGAUUUUUCAUGCUCACAACUUAUUAUUACUUGUGGAUCCAGUAAGUUUACCCUGGAGAGAAGAGGUUCAUCGUGAAAAUAAUAUUUUCAGAUUCUAUAAGGAGCACUAUUUGCACAAUGGAGGAAAGAAGUAUAAUUUGGCGAAACAAGCUGAAAACGCUAAAAAAUCUCAAUAA
Messenger RNA from Caenorhabditis angaria, 1001 nucleotides. NCBI's taxonomy places the organism in Eukaryota, Metazoa, Nematoda, Chromadorea, Rhabditida, Rhabditidae. The record is from the annotation of a GenBank genome assembly.